GAAGCCCUUUCGAACUUGAAGGCGAAGUAAUAUUGACUGUAACAUGACCUCGACGCCCCCGCCAGCUGGUGCUUUUGUCGUCCCGCCAAUACCUCGUCUUCCAUCGACAGCAAGUUCGCGUAAUCGAGUUUCAAUAGGAUCAUCCUUCUCGUUUGGCCCGCAACCAAUCAUUUCCUCAUUUUCUGCGGCGGAUAUGAGUGGCUCAGGUCGACCCCUUGCGCUUGAUCCAAAUCGUUCUAUGCUUCCAAGCUCGCCAAAAUCCUCGCUUCGGAGAUACCGGCGAGCGAAAGAGAGCAUAGGCCGUCAUCCCCUUGCAAAUGAUUCCAUGGAUGUUUUUCAGGACACUGAGAUGGAAUCUGACAAUGACGAUGGCGAGUGGGGGAUGAUUGACCGCAUGAGGCUGUGGCGGCACGAUGCUUUGAUGCAGCAUCUGUAUGAAACUGCCGCCUUCUGGGGAGACAAGAUACUGUCAUGGACCAAUGACGCAAAUGACGCGUUUUGGCUAGCUCAGACUUACUUCAUGACCCAUCAGUACGCGCGUGCUGAGAGACUCUUGACUAGGCCCUUUCCUGCUAUGACACCAAAAGUGCAGAGUGCACCCUUGAAUGGCCUUGAACACAGGCUAGUAGACGAUCUUCAAAUGGGUAGUUUGACUGCAGACACAAAAGGCAAAGGGAAGGAGGGGCACUUUGACACAAGUAUAAUGCCUCAAUUGCCAAUGGGUGACGCUGGCAUGAUGCAAAUUCCUGAAGAGUUACAGGAUUCCGUAUCAAGACUUGUGGACAUGAGUGUAGCAUGCAGAUAUCUUGCUGCACAGUGCCAAGUACGGCAAGGGAAUUGGACAGACGCGACAGAGAUGCUCGGUGAAGCGAAUCCAUUCCGUCAUUCAGCAAGGAGUGGGCCUGCCGUGCCGAAUGUUGAUGGUGGCAUCAAGGUCGAAGCUUCCAUGUGCCAUUUGCGUGGCAUACUUAUGCUUAAGCUGAACCGUGGAGACCAAGCAAAGCUUUGCUUCAUGGAGGCAUUAACUUUGGACGUCAAAUGUUAUGAUGCAUUCGACCAACUAGUCAGUGGUGAAAUGAUGACUCCGGACGAAGAAUGGGAGUUUAUCCAGGGUCUCGCUUACAGGGAACAAACGCAAGACGAUGCCGAUUUUGUGCAGCUCAUAUACACUUCUCAGUUGCGGAAGUAUAAACAUGCAGAAGAGCAUGCCCUGACCCGGAGACGUCUUGUCGAGGAAUUUGGACUUUCUGACAAUCCCGAUGUGUUAUUCAGUUUUGCUGAUGCACUCUAUGCUCAAUUCCGCUGGGCCGAUUGUUAUACUAUCACGACAAGGAUAUUGGGGCUGGUUUCUAUUCAUGAUCCUACCAUGCCACUGCACAUUGCCUGCAUGUACCAUCUUAACCAUCUUCACUCAAAACUCUUUAUUCUAGCACAUGAACUUGUGGAGCGGGAACCUGAGAACCCUAUUAGCUGGUAUGCAGUUGGAGUUUGGUAUCUUGCGUCUGGGAAAUGGCCACAAGCCCGACAGUACUUCAGUAAAACAUCACUUAUGGAUCCACGAUUUGGGCCUGCAUGGAUCGCGUUUGCCCACACGUUUGCGAUGGAAGGCGAGCAUGACCAUGCUGUCACUGCGUAUUCGACCUGCGCUCGCAUGUUCACAGGUUCCCAUUUACCAUUGCUAUUUGUGGGCAUGGAGCAAAUUAUGCUGUCCAAUCAUUUGUUAGCCGAUGAAGCGUUGAACGCUGCUUACGCCGCAUGUGAUGGAGACCCUCUUCUUAUCAAUGAAUUGGGAGUUAUGGCGUUCACGCACGGAGACUACCAGCGAGCAGCGGAUCUUUUCAAACGUUCGCUCGAACUUGCUCAAGUGACGCAAAGCUCCCAGAUGUCAUGGACGACAACAUACCUCAAUCUCGGAACUUGCUAUAGAAAGUUGAGGAAUUAUGAGAUGGCCAAGACAAACUAUCAGCAUGUGUUAGAAAUUGAACCCCAACAUCCUCAGGGUCUUGGUUAUCUGGCCAUGGUGUAUCAUCUCCUCGGAGAAAUAGAUAAGGCAAUCAUCAAAUAUCACGAGGCACUAAGCAUUGAUCCCAUAAACGGGCACUUAAUUGAACUGCUGAACCUCGCAUUGGAGUCUGACCUUUGUUGUGGUUCGUUGGAGAAAGUUUACCCCGGUGGCGAGGAAGCUUUUCGGGCUAUGAUGGUCUCUCUGAAGACCAAGGUCCUAGAUGCCUCCAAAAAGCCCAAAGUGGAUAAACCAGGUGCAGAUGUGGCAAUGAGUGUAGGUUGAUGAGGGGAGACGAUGUGUCGUUGUAGGUCAGUCUCCACUCCCACGCUGUCUUUGGCAUACAUGCAGUCCCAAAACGCGAUUCCUCGAAAUGGUGGGGAUCUCCUGCCAAAGAAAGUAAUGCUUCCAGCCUAGCAGUGUACCUGUUUCUUCCAUCAUUCGUCUGAAUAUACAGAUACCUUUUGAUGCCGAAAUGCCGAUGCUUCGUUCUCCAC
Molecule: messenger RNA, 2499 nt
Organism: Suillus discolor
Lineage: Eukaryota; Fungi; Basidiomycota; Agaricomycetes; Boletales; Suillaceae
Exons: 11
Coding region: 44-2287 (747 amino acids)
Biological process (GO): cell division
Molecular function (GO): protein binding
Source: RefSeq, a predicted model, not a curated record